UCCUCUUCGUCGUAUCAAAUAUUAUCAAUUACCAUGUCAAAAACGUUUACCACUUUUAUCUUGUUUCUAUGAUGAUAAUCAUUUUUGUUUCUGUAAUGAUUAUGAUCAUCAAUGUUUGACUAAUUGUUUUGAAUUCAAUCAUAGAAUUGAACAUAAUUGUUUUGGUCAAAGUAAUUGUGAAAAUGAUGCACAUUGUUUACAAGACAAAGCAACUUGUCCACAAACAUCGAUCUGUGUUUGUUCAAAAUGUUUUUAUGGAGCAAGAUGUCAAUUUACUUCAAAUUUAUUUGAUCUUUCGCCCGAUGCUAUCUUAGGUUAUUAUAUUCAACCACAUAUAAAUAUUAAACAUCAACCAUCUAUUGUACAAGUCAGUGUGGCAUUGACAAUAAUCAUUAUCAUAGCUGGAAUUACUGAUAGUGUUCUAUCGAUAAUUACAUUUAGAAAUAAAGAAUCGCAUUUUCUUCUAAGAAUUGGUCUUAGUAUGGAUCAAUGGUUAAAUGUAUGUGUAGCUAUAGAAAGAACAAUUACCACAAUAAAAGGAACUAGAUUUGAUAAAAACAAGAGCAAACAAAUAGCUAAAUAUAUUAUUCUUAUUCUUCUCUUUAUGACUACUAGCACAACUAUUCAUGAUCCUAUUAAUCGAUGUCUACUGAAUGAAAAUGAUGAUGUUGAUGAGAAAAGAAUUUGGUGUAUUGUUAGUUAUUCAAGCAAUCUUCGAGCAUUCAAUUCAUUCAUACUUAUAUUUCAUUUUCUUGCCCCAUUUUUCAUCAAUAUUAUAUCAGCUAUUAUUAUUAUUGUAAUGAUUACUCGACAACGAACAACUGUACAAAAACAUCCACCAUAUAAAAAAUUAUUACGUGAACAAUUUCAACAACACAUAAAUUUAAUAAUCGCUCCAUUUGUUUUAGUUAUUCUUGCUGUGCCACGUCUAAUUCUUUCUUUUGUUGGAGAUUGUAUGAAGUCAACUAGGGGUUCAUGGCUAUUUCUUAUUGGAUAUCUUAUUUCAUUUGUUCCAUCUAUGUUAACUUUUUUAUUAUUUGUUUUUCCAUCAGAAUCUUACAAACAAAUAUUUCGACAGACUAUCGAACAAUAUGGACGAACAAUGCGAAUACGGUUGCAUCUCAGUUCAUAGAUAGUUAGUAAAAAAAACAUUGUAAUGAUUUAAAAUAAUGUAAAGAUGUUCAUUUU
This is a messenger RNA of Rotaria sordida, 1188 nucleotides long. The record is from the annotation of a GenBank genome assembly. NCBI's taxonomy places the organism in Eukaryota, Metazoa, Rotifera, Eurotatoria, Philodinida, Philodinidae.